Messenger RNA from Acanthosepion pharaonis, 936 nucleotides. Lineage: Eukaryota; Metazoa; Mollusca; Cephalopoda; Sepiida; Sepiidae. The record is from the annotation of a GenBank genome assembly.
AUGCUAAUCUGCAUCUCCACUGAGCUGGUGUAUAUAUCUGUUCUUAUUCCUUCACCUGCUGUGUCCAUUUUCCUUUAUAGGGAAUUUCACAACUUAUUAUCAUCAAUAAUCAUUCUUUUCCUCUUCAUGAUACUGACCAAUCUCUCCCCUAAUCCAAAGUUCUUGAACUCCUUGUUUCCAGGGAACAGAUUAGGUUUCUUUUUCCUGCUCUUCUAUCCCUUCUUUUCUUCUUUAAUUAUCACCUUGCAUGUUUUAUUCAUUUCUUUCAUUUAUUCUCCAAUUUUUCUUUCUUUUUUUUUUUUACUUUCUUUCAACUUUUCUUUCAUUAUCAUCUUCCAAGUUUUAUUUCUUUUUCCAAUUUCUUUGAAUAUUUCUUGGAAGUUUUCAUUAUUAUUUCUGAAGAUUUCUUUCUUUUCUCCAUAUUUCUUUAAUUCUUUUUUCUUUCAUUUUUUCCUUUCUUUUCCUCUCCAAUUCUCUCUUUUUCUGAUUAUCUCACUCUCUUUUACUUUCUCCGAUUCUCUCUCUCACUCCCUUUGCCUUUCUCUCUCUCACUCCCUUUGCCUUUCUCCAAUUCUCUCUCUCUCGCUUUUCCUUUCACCAAUUCUCUCUCUCUUUUUUUUCUCCAAUUCUCUUUCUUUCUCCAAUACUCUUUCUUUUUCUUUCUCUAAUACUCUCACUCUUUCUUUCUCCAAUCCUUUCUUUCUUUCAUUAUUAUAUCAUUCAAAUUUGUUUCUUCCAUUCUUUCUCCAAAUUUUUCUUUCUUUUGUCACUAUUUCCUUUCCCUUUGUCAUUCUUUCAAUCUUUCUUUUCCAAAAUUCCAUAUCUUUUCUCAUUAUUUCUUUCUUUAUUUCUAUUGUCACCAUACUCUCUUUUAACCAUUCUUCGUUUCUUCAGACAUUUUUUUGUCCCAUGUUAUCUUUUCUUUCAGUUUUUUAA